Molecule: messenger RNA, 810 nt
Organism: Andrographis paniculata
Lineage: Eukaryota; Viridiplantae; Streptophyta; Magnoliopsida; Lamiales; Acanthaceae
Exons: 2
Coding region: 1-810 (269 amino acids)
Source: RefSeq, a predicted model, not a curated record
AUGGGUGUUGACGUACUCGUGUGGACCGAGUACACGGAGGGAAUGGACAAUCGUGGUUGGUAUGAGGCUGAAUCGCAUGCAGAAAAAGGGGCAGAUGAUGAUGAUGAUGAUUGUGAUCGUGACGAUGACGAUGAUGAAGACAAUGACAAUGACGAUGAUGAAGACGAUGACAAUGACAAUAUAGAUGCUGACGAAUAUUGGGAGGAGUUGCGGAUUUAUCGGGAGAGUCAACGAGAGAAAACCCAUGAGGAAAAUUCUAAUGGCGAGGAUCAAAUCUCGGAUAGUGGAGAGUGGGACAACAAGGAUGCGGAAGGAAAAAUUCACUCGGACACUUCCCUCACGGAUGAGGGAGCAGCAGAACCCGGUGGGGGUGAUAUACCAAUGGAUGAACCUCACUUGGCGGAUGAAACUGAGGCGAUUGGAGAAUGGAAUCACAGGACGGGGGUUAACACGACCAAAAAUGGGUGGAUUAGUGAUGAACUAAGCGAGGAGGAUAGGGUACUGCGUAGUCUGGCAGAUUCUAACGACACCCGGGGGCCGGCCUACGAGGAAUGGGAUGAUGAAAUGGAGGAAUCCGACUGUGAUUUGAAAGUCGGGAUGAAAUUGGUGAACCGAUUGAAAUAUAGGCAAGCCCUCAUUGACUGGGCUGUAUGGCGUGGGUGGGAUAUAAACCUUAUAAAGAAUGAAAAAAAGAAGGUUACAACCAUAUGCAAGAAGGGUUGUGAUUGGAGGAUUCACGCGUCAUCCAUCAUGGAUGGAGACACCUUCCAGAUCAAAACUCUGAAGGGUACCCAUCAGUGUUCACACUAG